AUGAGUGAUUAUGAUGUCAGUUUAAUUAAUGAUAGUGGUACAUGGAAAAUUCAUGUUGAAUUACCAGAUCAAUAUCCAUAUAAAUCACCAUCAAUAGGUUUUGAAAAUAAAAUAUUUCAUCCAAAUAUUGAUGAAGGUUCAGGUUCUGUUUGUCUUGAUGUUAUAAAUCAAACUUGGUCACCAAUGUUUGAUGUUUUCAAUAUAUUUGAAGUUUUUUUACCUCAAUUAUUACGUUAUCCAAAUGCAUCAGAUCCUUUAAAUGGUGAUGCAUCUUCUUUAUUAAUGAAUGAUAAAAAAUUAUAUGAACAAAAAGUUAAAGAUCAUGUUAAACGUUAUGCAAGUAAUCCAAAUUUAGGUAUUGGAGAAAGUGAAAGUGAAAGUGAUGAUGAAUUAAGUGAUGUUAGUUCUUUAAGUGAUGAUGAUGGUGAAAAUGAUGCUGAUGAUGGAAUUGAUGUUGAAGAUGAUGAUGAAUUAGAAGAUGAUGAAGUUGUUGGUGAAUUUGAAGGAUAA
This is a messenger RNA of Hansenula ciferrii, 510 nucleotides long. It is a transcript of the gene UBC8, whose product is annotated as E2 ubiquitin-conjugating protein UBC8. Gene Ontology annotation, biological process: ubiquitin-dependent protein catabolic process; protein polyubiquitination. The record is from RefSeq and is a predicted model, not a curated record. Gene Ontology annotation, molecular function: ubiquitin conjugating enzyme activity. The coding region runs from base 1 to 510 and encodes 169 amino acids. Gene Ontology annotation, cellular component: nucleus. The transcript is spliced from 2 exons. NCBI's taxonomy places the organism in Eukaryota, Fungi, Ascomycota, Saccharomycetes, Phaffomycetales, Wickerhamomycetaceae.